Messenger RNA from Balaenoptera musculus (blue whale), 2144 nucleotides. It is a transcript of the gene CD5, whose product is annotated as CD5 molecule. The record is from RefSeq and is a predicted model, not a curated record. Gene Ontology annotation, biological process: T cell costimulation. The coding region runs from base 83 to 1573 and encodes 496 amino acids. Gene Ontology annotation, cellular component: plasma membrane. Lineage: Eukaryota; Metazoa; Chordata; Mammalia; Artiodactyla; Balaenopteridae. The transcript has 11 exons.
CCGGAGAGGCAGACACAGGGCCAGACACCCUCACCUACAGGGGCCGAGCUUGCCGAGGCUGAGGCAGGAGGAGGCCGCGCCCAUGGGGUCUCAGCAUCCGCCACUGGCCGCCCUGUACCUGCUAGGGCUGCUGGUCACUUCCUGCCUCAGAGGCCUCAGAGGGUUCAACUUAGAGGACCAAGGGUUCACAGUGAGACUCAGCGGCUCCGGCUCGCGGUGCCAGGGCCAUCUGGAGGUCAAUUACAAGGACAAGUGGUACACGGUGCACAGCCAGAGCUGGGGCCUGCGCCCGUUCCACCGGGAGGACCCCGGUCAGGCCUGGAAGCUCUGCCAGAAGCUGCGAUGCAGGGAGCCCUUGCUCCUCUCCCACAUCCGUCACUUCAAAGGGAAGCGACCCCAGAGCCAGAUCACCUGCCGCGGACAACUGGGGUCCUUCUCCAACUGCAGCGACAGCAAGGCAAACCAGGGGGACCCUCUGUCCCUGAUCUGCUUAGAGCCACUGAGGACAACACCUCUUCCCACGAGCCCCCCGCCCGUGACCACUCCGGAGCCCACAGCUCCUCCCAGGCUGCAGCUGGUGGCGCGACCCGGGGGCCUGCGGUGUGCAGGCCUGGUGGAGUUCUACAGCGGCAGCCUGGGUGGCACCGUCGGCAUCGAGUCCCAGGACGGGAUCCAGGACCUGGGGAACCUCAUCUGCGCAGCCCUCCAGUGUGGUUCUUUCCUGAAGCCUCUGCCAGAGACCGAGGCAGCCAGGACACUAGAGCCAGGAGAGAGCGGUCCCUUGCCAAUCCGGUGGAAGAUCCAGAACAGAAGAUGUGCCUCCGUAGAGCAGUGCUUCAGAAAAGUUCAGCCCCAGGAGGGAGGCCAAGCUCUUGGCCUCAUCUGUUCUGAUUUCCAGCCCAAGGUGCAGAGCCGCCUGGUGGGGGGCAGCGGCACGUGUGAAGGCUCCGUGGAGGUGCGCCAGGGCAAGCAGUGGGACGCCCUGUGCGAUAGCCCCUCAGUCAAGGGCAUGGCGAGGUGGGAGGACGUGUGCCAGGAGCAGCAGUGCGGCAACGUCAGCUCCUACCAGCUGCUGGACACCGGCGAGAAGACCUCCGGGGGGUUCUUCUGUCCCGCGGGGAAGCUGUCCCAGUGCCACCAGCUUCUGCAGAAAAAAUCCCACUGCAAGAGAGUGUUUGUCACCUGCCAGAACUCAAGCCCAGCGGGCCUGGGUGCGGGUACAGUGACAAGCAUCAUCCUGGCCCUCGUGCUCGCGGUAGUGCUGCUGGUCGUGUGUGGCCCUCUCGCCUACAAGAAGCUGGUGAAGAAAUUCCGCCAGAAGAAGCAGCGCCAGUGGAUUGGCCCGACGGGAAUGAACCAGAACAUGUCUUUCCAUCGCAACCACACGGUGACUGUCCGGUCCCAGGCUGAGAACUCCACGGCCUCCCACCUGGAGAACGAAUACAGUCAGCCUCCCAGGAACUCCCAAAUCUCAGCUUUCCCAGCUCUGGAAGGGGCCCUGCAUCGCGUCUCCGCCCAGCCCGAUAACUCCUCUGACAGUGACUAUGAUCUGCACGGGGCUCAGAGGCUGUAAAAGCACCCCUGACUGAGAGUAUCCUGAUGGACUUACACCAGCAGGAAGGAGAAGCCGCUCUCCCCUGACGUUGGGCUGGGGGCUUUGGGCCUGUCCCCCACCUCCCUGAACCAUCUCCAGAGUAUGAGGCUUCCUCCGCCGACACACUUCCUUCUCACCACACAGAACUGGGACCCAGGAACAAACAUCAAGAGCCAGACCUUUUGUCCUGAGAAUGCUCUGCAGUCACUGCUUGGAAAACAACGUCCAGGUCCUUGCCCGGCAGGACCAUGGACAUGACUUUCCAACAUAUCCUACUGCCCUGCAGAGGCAGGCCAGCUCGGACAUCUCCCCGCAUCUUCACCAGCCCAGGAGAAGACCCCAACGCAGCUCAGCUGGCCCCCCUCCAGGUGUGGAAGCUGCGAAAGGGCAGAGCCCCGAAGUAAGCAUCCCUCCCAAGCAGAGACUCAUGGGGUCCAGACCCGGGCAGCCCCCUCCCCCGUCUGUGGGACUCAGCUCUCUUCUCCAGCUCUGACUCAUGAGGACCCACAAGGAUGCUCACACCUUGGGGGUGGUGGGAGGCAAGGGCUGA